Molecule: messenger RNA, 327 nt
Organism: Schistocerca americana (American grasshopper)
Lineage: Eukaryota; Metazoa; Arthropoda; Insecta; Orthoptera; Acrididae
Product: cytochrome P450 6k1-like
Exons: 2
Coding region: 1-327 (108 amino acids)
Molecular function (GO): monooxygenase activity; oxidoreductase activity, acting on paired donors, with incorporation or reduction of molecular oxygen; iron ion binding
Source: RefSeq, a predicted model, not a curated record
AUGAGCUUCCACGCCAGUGAGACGCUCAGGAAGUACCCUCCGCUGCCUUUCCUGAACCGCGACUGCGUGGAGCCCUACAAGAUCCCGGACAGCGACGUCGUCGUGGACAAAGGAACGGCAGUCGUCGUCAGCCUGUUCGGCCUUCACUACGACCCGGAGCACUUUCCUGAUCCAGAGCGCUACGACCCCGAGAGGUUCUCCGAGGAGCAGAAGGCCGAGAGGCACCCCUACGUGUACCUGCCGUUCGGCGACGGGCCUCACAUCUGCAUAGAUUUGUAUUGGCUACUGCUGUUCGUGAUACACAUUAAUAUAGGCAUACAACUAUAG